AUGCCGUUCUUCAAACCGUUGCGUCGCCGCUCCAAGGCGAGUUUCCAUACCAGCAAAUCCAACGAGUUCAAGCUCGAGUCCCCGUCCAAUGGCGACACGACAUCGGGAAAAUCUUCCUCGACUCUCGAGACAGCUUCAUACAGCUCCAUCACUCCGCCUUCUUCUAUCAAACCCAAUGCCUCCUCCCCCAAUCUCCCCGCGUUGACCGAGGUCAAUAGCAAUGUCAACGGCACAAGUACCCCGCUUACUGUGCCCCCUCAGCGACCUGGUCUUGCCCCUGUUCCUCCGUCUCAGCGAAAUAGCAUGAUUGCUGGUAGUACAAUUUCAAUCAAUAGCCGAUCACCAACUCCGUCCUCUCCCUACGCUCCGAGGGUUAUCUCCAUCUUGGAUAAUGCAUGGGUACACCAAAAAGUGCUACUGAUUUACGGACAAAUUGGAGACCCAAGGCAACAUCCGCUGGACGGAAGUGUAACGGUAUACCACCAUCAAGACGGGUUUCCUUCGAUCGCCUGGCCGGUCACCUCCUCUCAUUUCAAAGCCCUAGUGCAUUUAGUACCGGGUCCCAACCGAUUACGAUUUGACUUUGUCUCCACGAAGCUGUCAACUGGCAGCGCUUAUCCUGCCAUUCAUUCCUCAUGGAUCAGCAUAAACUAUCUGCCAUUAGUCAACGCUCCUCCCUUACAACUGGUGAUUCUGCUUGGCAAGGAUUCGGAUGGGACUUUCGAUGCGGUACCGGAAAGGCAGCAGCGAGAAGGGAAUGACCUCGAAACUGCAAUCCGAAAAUAUCGAACGGCAGCUUACUUAUGGCAAGCGUUCACCGCUGAGCAGAUGUUCCGUAACAAUUUUGGGAGGCGGUGUUUCCGCUUCGAGGAGGAGUGGCAGACAGGCACCCUAAGCCGUCGUGAUGCGACCGAUGGCUUGAUGCGGAAUGAGGCCAAGGUUCAUGUUGUCCGUACCGAUAAAACAGCAGCAGAACUCCGUGCGCUUGAUAUCGCCCAGCAGCAUGGUUCUGCCACUAAGAAAGAUGAAUUGUUCAAUAUUGCCAAGGAAGCUGUGAAGAACUACUUCCGACCAAAGGAGGGGCAAAAGCAGUACGUUUCAGUUUUGCUUCUGGACUCUCACUGGGACAAGACAUCCAAAACGAUCACCGGCCACGCUGCGCUGGGAUCGAGUGGGGACAACAUCAAGAUGGCGAUAUUUGGCUCCCACUGUCUCCAGAGUUACCCAUCUUGCCUUGAGGAAGUGGUGGAAGCUUUCUCCGACUGUACUCGCACCAACACCGACUUUGUAGCGAAUGACUGCGGAGAGGCGGGGUCGAGUUGGGAAGCAGCGAACAUCGGUAUUGGAGCUCACCUCCAUGAAGUUGGCCACCUCUUCGGAUGUCCGCACCAGGAAUCCGGGAUCAUGCUCAGGGACUAUGUCCGUCUGAAUCGGUCUUUCACAACUCGCGAACCCUUCUCGACACGAACCAAAACCCAGGGCCUGAAACUGUGCCUGCCGCAGGACGAAUGUGGCUGGCAUCGGCUCGAUGCAUUGCGCUUCAGGUUCCAUCCAUGUUUCCGCCUGCCUUCAGACGCACCCGUGAGCUCGGACGAUAGCGUGCAGGUGUGGCCUGUCGAAAACGGGAAGAUUUUGUUCACUGCUUCCUCCGGCAUCGCUUUCAUUGAACUUUACGCUGAGGGGGAGGAUGUGUGCCAUAACUUCAUCGAGUACCUUAACAGCGAAUCCAGCAGUAACGGGCUCCCGAAACAGGUAACUGUAACGGAAAGUGAACUCCGACAACGAUUGUUCGGCAACGAGAAAGAAAAGAAGAAGAAUGUCAAACUGGCCGUCUUCUCUGGUGCGCUUGGAAGCUAUACCGUUGAGUCUAUCGGCUCUUUGAAGUCCAAACUGUCUCUGGUGAAAUUACCCAAGGGCCAGUCUGGGUAUAAGAGCGGCAAGCUCGGUUUCUCUCAAAUGGACGGUAGUCAACCGGAGCAGCUGCUGCUGGACUGUGCCUUCGUAUCAACCAAACUUUUGACCUCGAUCAAGAUUUAUCACGGACUGGCCCUCGACGGACUAGAAUUCUGCUACGAAGACUCUACUAGCCAGCUCUUCGGGAAGCGAGGGGGAAAGCCCGGUGGAGAUGAGUUUGUACUUGACACUCGACGGGGUGAGAUUCUGCUCGGUUUUUACGUCAGGGCCGGUGCCUGGAUCGAUGGAAUCGAGAUUUUGACAAGCUUAGGCCGGAGAUCUGGAAUUUUCGGCAACGCUCGGGGAGGCUCCGGGUACGUGUCGCGCCUUUCACAUCCUCCCAUUUCUUAG
Molecule: messenger RNA, 2304 nt
Organism: Aspergillus novofumigatus IBT 16806
Lineage: Eukaryota; Fungi; Ascomycota; Eurotiomycetes; Eurotiales; Aspergillaceae
Exons: 4
Coding region: 1-2304 (767 amino acids)
Cellular component (GO): cytoplasm
Source: RefSeq, a predicted model, not a curated record